GGCCCUGAAACAGAAGAGCAAGACCCAGCAAAGCGAGAUUGCAAUAAGAAGAGUAGCAGUAUAAUAGCGAUACAAAGCUAUUAGGGUUUUGUGGCAGCACAACACAACAGAGCUAAGCAGAGAGCAGCAAUGGCGCCGAAGAAGGAGAGGUCACCAAGGGUGAGCCGAAACCCUGAAUUGAUCAGGGGAAUCGGGAAAUACUCCAGGUCCAAGAUGUACCACAAGAGGGGUCUCUGGGCCAUCAAGGCCAAGCACGGCGGCACUUUCCCUCGCCACGAUGCCAAGCUUAAGCCUGAAGCUCCUGCUCAGAAGGCACCUAAGUUCUACCCUGCUGAUGAUGUCAAGAAGCCUCUGCUCAACAAACACAAACCCAGACCCACCAAGCUCAGGGCUAGCAUUACCCCUGGGACUGUGCUGAUCUUGCUUGCAGGCAGAUUCAAGGGGAAGAGGGUUGUGUUUCUGAGGCAGCUUCCUUCUGGGUUGCUUCUUGUGACUGGUCCCUUCAAGAUUAAUGGAGUUCCUUUGAGACGUGUGAAUCAGUCCUAUGUGAUUGCCACAUCUACCAAAGUAGAUGUCUCUGCAGUCAAGUCGGAUAAAUUUGAUGACAAAUACUUUUCAAAGGAAGCCCAGAAAAAGAAAAAGAAGGGAGAGGGAGAGUUCUUUGAAGCAGACAAGGAGGAGAAAAAUGUGCUCCCCCAGGAGAAGAAGGAUGACCAAAAAACUGUUGAUUCUGCAUUGUUAACCGCCAUCGAGAGUGUUCCAGACCUGAAGUCUUACCUAGGUGCCAGGUUUUCCUUGAAGUCUGGCAUGAAGCCUCAUGAGCUUAAAUUCUAGAGGGAAAAGUGUUAGAAUCGUUUUUUGAUAUUCUGUUUUUGUAUUGAUCUUGGACCUAAAGCUGUAGAACGCUAUUUUUAUGUUGCCAACAGAUUGUUUCAGGGAUUUCCUUGAAUUUUUCUCGUGUGAACUUAAUUAUUUUAUGAUUUUGUGGCCUCACCGUUGGAAGUGGA
This is a messenger RNA of Lotus japonicus, 1007 nucleotides long. RefSeq names its product 60S ribosomal protein L6-like. Gene Ontology annotation, cellular component: ribosome; cytosolic large ribosomal subunit. Gene Ontology annotation, biological process: ribosomal large subunit assembly; cytoplasmic translation. The transcript is spliced from 4 exons. The record is from RefSeq and is a predicted model, not a curated record. NCBI's taxonomy places the organism in Eukaryota, Viridiplantae, Streptophyta, Magnoliopsida, Fabales, Fabaceae. Gene Ontology annotation, molecular function: structural constituent of ribosome; RNA binding. Bases 130 to 834 code for a protein of 234 amino acids.